Habropoda laboriosa is the source of this 1311-nucleotide messenger RNA. Its product is annotated as serine-enriched protein. The transcript is spliced from 8 exons. Gene Ontology annotation, molecular function: protein binding. Lineage: Eukaryota; Metazoa; Arthropoda; Insecta; Hymenoptera; Apidae. Bases 10 to 1134 code for a protein of 374 amino acids. The record is from RefSeq and is a predicted model, not a curated record.
ACGAGCUCGAUGCCGGAGGCUUCAGGGUCGGAGGUGGCCGAAGAGCCGGAUUAUUCGAUUUUCGAGAAUAAGACCGGCUUGGCCGAAGACAUGAAGUUUCUGGCUAGUAUGCCGGAACUAUGCGACGUGACCUUCCUCGUCGGUAGCACCAAAGAGCCUAUAUGCGCUGUGAAGGCUGUUUUAGCGGCCAGAAGUAGAGUGUUUCAGAAGCUGUUUUACCAAGCACCAAGUCCGCAACGUAAAAAGGAACCGCCACCUCGAGAGAACAAGAUCCGGCUGUUUCUGAAGAGAAGCUCCGAACCGCUGUUGAACCUGCAAAACGCGACGCAACAGCGUUCGGGGUUCGCGCAGCAGUUGGCCCCCAUACAAGAGCCGAAUCAACAUCAUACCGUGACCAUCGAAGAAUUCGAGCCGGACGUGUUUCGUCAGCUGAUCGAGUACAUUCAUACUGGAUCCGUGACGUUGCAGCCUAGAACGUUAUUAGGACUAAUGAAUGCUGCGGAUUUUUACGGAUUGGAGCAACUCAGGAAAGCUUGCACUGGAUUCGUGCAAUGUUGUAUUACAGUGGACACCGUGUGUGCUUUAUUAGCGUCAGCUGAACGAUACAUUCAGUACAAAUGCACAAAAUCCUUGGUGCAGAAGGUGCUGGAGUUUGUCGACGAACAUGGCAACGAAGUGUUGAAUUUAGGAUCUUUCACCCUACUCCCUGAACAUGUAGUUCGUUUAAUCCUGGCAAGAGAAGAGUUACGAGCUGACGAAUUUACCAAAUUCCAAGCGGCCUUGAUGUGGAGCAAGAAAUACUGCGACGGUAAUCAGAAUCAAGAUCUGAAGAACGUGAUAGGGAAUUUUCUGGAGUACAUACAAUUCCAUAAAAUUCCUGCGAACGUGCUGAUGAGAGAAGUGAAUCCUCUGGGUCUGGUACCAUCUGAGACCAUAAUGACAGCGUUGGCCUAUCAGGCAGACCCAAACAGUGUCGACCCCGAAAAGCUCUCCCCCCCCAAAGUGAAGCACCAGGACCGUAGUUUGUCGGUGCAGUCCUCUUUGCAGGAUCUGCCUUACGGCAGCAACACGUCGCUGUGCUUGACCGCGUCCGACGAGGGGUCCGACGACAAGCAGCAUUCAGGUAGCAACUAACCUCCGGCCACGGCCGCACUGAUCGCGGCCGUAUCGGACGAGCCUCGACGCGAGGAAAUUCCUAUUAACGAUGCGGUCUCGCACCCGCUUGAAGGUAAAAACAGCAUAGCUGAGCAGGAAACGGGGGAGCAGCAGCAGCACCAGCAAUGGCAGCAGCCGAAGCAACAGGGCGAAGAG